Molecule: messenger RNA, 3470 nt
Organism: Phalacrocorax carbo (great cormorant)
Lineage: Eukaryota; Metazoa; Chordata; Aves; Suliformes; Phalacrocoracidae
Source: RefSeq, a predicted model, not a curated record
AGAUGAUGAAGACUGGCUCUGCAAGAACACCUGCCAGGUCCCUCAGCACUCGCAGGUGCAUCCCAUUGGGGCCCAGGUAUUUGCAAGGAUCCAGUUUACAUAGAUGAUCGCAGCCCAGUCCUUCUCAACUGGUGGUUUAAAAAUGUCUGACCAGAAAAAUAUUUUACACAGAGCCCACUGCAUUGAAAAGCUACUGUCUGAGAACAACUUCCAAGAUAUUGAGGAUCAUCUUAAAGAACUGGAAGAUGUUGAUAUGACCACAGAAUAUCUUCAGGGAACAGACGUUGCCAAGGCUGUAUACAGAGUACUCAAGAGCUGCCCUUCAGCCGAGUUGAAAAAGAAAGCAAAGCAGUUAUUAUCAAGAUGGAAAGCGCUUUACAAGAAUAACUGUGCUCAGUCAGUGCAAGUUAAAAAGUCAGUUUCUGUGUAUGUGAAAGAGGAAAUUGAACAUCUCUGCGUGGUUCCUAGAGGGCAGGCACUGUCUGAAGGACCAUGUCAGGAGGAGGCAUUAGAACCUGAGAGUUCUAAAAUUUUGGUCCCAUCGCAAACUGUUAAAAAUGUGGUAUGUAACAAUGCAGAAGGCAGCGUGAAUCAGCCUCCUCCUUUUGAGGAACAACACAUUGAUAAUGAAGGUUCUAAACCUCUUGUUAACGAAACAAGUGUUCAGCAGGAUCCGAUGACAGCUCUGAGGUGUAAAUGUACGGAUCUUCUUUAUAAAGCUUUGUCUGGUUCUGCCAAAGACAAAGAGGAGACUGAUAAAUGGCUAGAGCUAUCUAAAGAAAUCGAAGAACAUAUUUUUGCUCUUCAUGCUAAAAAUGAUAAAAAGUAUAGAAAUUGCAUCAGAAGCAAAAUCUCUAACCUGAAGAACCCUAAAAGUUGCCACUUAAAACAUAACCUUUUUUCAGGGACGUUGAGUCCAAAGGCUUUUGCUGAGAUGACAGUGAUGGAAAUGGCCAGCAAUGAACUGAAACAGCUCAGGGCUCUGUACACAGAAUCAUCUGUUCAGGAGCAUCAGCUUCCACAAGUUAUUAAUGGCACACGGACAAACAAAAUAAGGUGUAGGCGCUGUGAAAAAUUUGACUGCACGGUCACUAUGAUCGCCAGAGGAACUCUCUUUCUUCCAGGUUGGGUACGAAACACAAGUCCAGAUGAACAAAUGUUGACUUAUGUUAUUUGUAAUGAAUGCGGAGAACAGUGGUAUCACAGCAGAUGGAUUUGUUUGUAACAGCGUCCCUCUUCAAUAAGUGAUUUAGAAACGUAGAUAUGAGAAGGUAUCUCUGUUGAAACUGAAUAAUUUAAAAUUUUGUCUUGAUAUUAUGUAGAUGCUGCCAAUAAAAAGUGGAAAAUUAGCUUUAAAAAAUUGCUAAGUUAUUCUUGGAGAUGGCUUGAAUAAAUCUAUGUGUUUUGAGUAAUGUCAAUAUGUAAAGAAACUAAGAAAAAAGGGGGGAAAUGGUAACACUGUAUUCGAGAGGAAUAUUCACUAGUAAAUCCAUUUAAAAUAUUCCAAGUACUGCAAUUUUUUCCCCAAGGUACUGAGUACUUGGAAUUUCCAUUAUCUCCAGCAGGAGUUCUUUCACAGAACUUAAGUUUUGUUUACAGUAAACAAACUCUUUCCAAAACUGCAGUUCACAUACUUGCGUGCAUUGCAGAAUGUUCAGCAUGGAUUCACUCCUUAAUUAAAUUAACUUUUUACAAGUAAGUGUUAGAUUAUUAAGUCGGUUAGAGAGGUAAUGUCUAAAAGGAAAAAAGGAAUGAAAAACAGUGUAAAAGGGGGACAAGGCAGCUAGCAAAUGAAAGCAAAAAUGAAAUUCUGCUUUAGCUUUUUAUAGCUAUUGGGAGGAAAACAGGACUUCUACCAGUGUCUCAGUCUGCAGUUCAGAUUUGCAGUGUAAGAUGAUGUGUCCUGCAACUGUUAAGAAAUUCAUGCAGGAUCAGGCAGUGGUUCAUUUCAGAGAAUUAUGUAAAUACAUUAUUAAAUCUAUUUAAUAAAUAAAGGCAUGAAGUUAAUAGGAGUUAAUCACUUUCUGAAUGGAUAUCCUCUCUUGAAGUGAGGCAUCUGUCCUGAACUGAGCAAAUGAAUGGUUUUAUGUUGUGCAGGUUAGCCAGGAAAAAAAUGAAUAGAAGGAAAUCUAACAGCUAAAGUUUUUAUGCAUGUUUUCGUUCAAGUCAACAGAAUUCUCACUGGCUGUAUACUAGAAGCAUUUAUUUAUCGAAAAGUACCACUUCAGUCGUCGUCUUUCUCAAGUGAUAGCCCUGGUUGUGUGGGUUUUUUUCUGGAGAACUUAAAAUUACUUUGAAAUCAGCUAUCUGAAUACUUUGCAUGGAGUAUAUAUCAGAAGUCAGGGAGAUAUUUCUUUUCUGAACUGGGAGAACCACCUCAGUCCAGGUAUCUUUCAGAUACCCCAGUCAGGUAUCUGUCUGUUGGUCUGUAGAAGCCUGUGUUCAUACUGUGUGUCCCUGGUUUGAUUUCUUCCCUGGUUUUUAGUUACUGUAAAUGUUUAAAUGAAUGGAAAUGGGCCAUGCAUUGGGUCCUAUUUUCUGAGCACAUGAAUGUGUCAACUCACAGACUUAAGGAAAUGCUGUGAAAAAUAAGCCUGCCCUGCCUGAGAGGUUAGGUUCUUGCACCAAAGCAAAAACCACGGCCUUCAUAAUGAGUUUCCAUGUUGGAGUACAGAUGAGAUGGUGAAAUGGGUCAACAAAUUGCCAAAAUCAUGCUUUAGGCACAGAGGAAAGUGUUUUGUUUCACCCUAUUGUACAAACAAUAAACCUGCGUAUUUGGCAUUAAUGGAGAGCUCUUUUUACAACUGCGCAGGAUGCAUUUUGCAGUUCAAGGCUAAAAUGCAUCAGCUGAGCAGAGAACACUGGUUAGUAUCUGCUGGAGGAGCUAAGGGCAGUCCUGCACCCAUGUAGCUGUAACGCAGCUGCGGCUGGUCAGCUUCUUGGGGUGAAGGCACUGCCCUGGAGCUCUCCAGCUAUGUGGCCUGUCAGAGAAAGGAGUUAGGGGCAUGAGAUGAGAAAAUGGUGCUGGUGAACUAAAAGACAGCCAGGACUAAAAAGAAAAGAGAAGAAAGGCCUUUGUCUGUGUAUGGUGAACACAGUGUGUAACCUGAUGUUACAAAGAGGCACUUAUUAUUAUUCUACUGUGGAAAAAAAAAAUAAAUCUUUUCCAUUCUGUGAAGUGUUAACGGUUAACUUUCAACGGUGUGAUUUACAGUGGCAUUACCUAGAUGUUUAUCAUGUGAAAAUGUGUGUUCUAGUGGAAUUGCACUGAUGUAAAACAAAUAUUAAAGCACUAAGCCCGACCCACAGUGUUCGACUGCGUAACCGAGCACUUAAUGUCUGACCUUCCUUCCCAGCCCUUACCCGUGUGCUGGAACUGAUGCUUUCAAGUAGUCCUGCUUGUUUAAGUGGAAGUACUUCUGUGCAAAGUAUUGUUUUUAUCUUUCAAUAAAACCAUAGUAAAGCAAACA